AGCACGUUCACGGCAGAAGUUAUGCUACAAAGUAAACGAAAACAAUCAAUGAAAAUAAACAAUGUCUUCCCGUCGUGACCGCGAUAGUAGUUCUCCGCGAUUGUCGUCGUCUUCUUCGUCGAAACCGUGGACAAAAUUCGCCCGCGACGUUUAUGAUCCGAUAAAGGUGGGCUCCAUAGACGGCACCGAUGAGUUUCCGCACGAUCGGGCUUUGGUGCGGGCCAUGAAUUCCAGUUACAAGCCGAACCGGAAAGUCGUUGGCGAUCCGUUGUGUACGAUUUUUGUGGGCCGUUUGGCACCCUCGGUUGAUGAGAACCAGUUGCGGAAGUUGUUUGAGCGUUUUGGGACGAUUGUGAGGUGCCGGCUGGUGCGGGAUGUGGUGACGGAACUGUCGAGGGGAUACGGAUUCGUGGAAUUCAGUGAGAGGAAAAGUGCGCUGAGGGCAAUCGAUGAAAUGCACGGACGGAAUUUGGAAGGGAAAGAGCUUCUGGUGGAUGAAGAAUGGGAACGGAGGUUGAAGGGGUGGAAACCGAGACGAUUGGGAGGAGGAUUCGGAGGAAGGCAAAAGAGCCAACAGCUGCGAUUCGGAUGCAAGGAACGGCCUUGGCGGAAACCGGUAAGUGAUCUCCGGCAUUUGAGUCGAAACGAAUUCCAUCGGAUAACGAAACAGCAGAGGCAAUUGCUGGACUCGAUUGAGCUAGCUUAACUAUAGGUUUAUUAAAUUAUACAAAAGGAUGUAAAAUAGAAGCUAAUAAUAUGAACGAGUACAACAAUUGGUUUGAUUACUGCAGCACGGCAGCGUUGGCCGAUAUGCUGGGGUUGUUGAUGACCUCUCCCAGGCUGUCCAGGACCUCCUUUCGGUAAUCGUCAAAGUCUCCGUCCACCUCGUUGAUGGUCUGAUCCUCGAUGACAUAAAGGGCACAUUCGGUUUCGCGGAUAAGCCGCUCGUCGUGGGACACAAUUAUGACCCCUCCCUUGUACUCGUUGAUUGCUUCCGCCAGGGCGUCAAUCGAUUCAAUGUCCAAGUUGUUGGUAGGUUCAUCAAGAAUCAGGACAUCUGGGGCGUUGUUGCACAGUUCGGCCAGGGCGACUCGAGCCUUUUGUCCUCCGGAUAGAUCCUUCAUCUUGAUGGUAUGGGCAUGACUGGCCAGACCGAAAGUUCCCAAAGCCUUGCGGGCCUUCU
Messenger RNA from Aedes aegypti (yellow fever mosquito), 1183 nucleotides. Its product is annotated as U11/U12 small nuclear ribonucleoprotein 35 kDa protein. NCBI's taxonomy places the organism in Eukaryota, Metazoa, Arthropoda, Insecta, Diptera, Culicidae. Gene Ontology annotation, biological process: mRNA splicing, via spliceosome. The transcript has a single exon. Bases 62 to 706 code for a protein of 214 amino acids. Gene Ontology annotation, molecular function: mRNA binding; snRNA binding. The record is from RefSeq and is a predicted model, not a curated record. Gene Ontology annotation, cellular component: precatalytic spliceosome; U12-type spliceosomal complex.